This is a messenger RNA of Cyprinus carpio (common carp), 1266 nucleotides long. RefSeq names its product StAR related lipid transfer domain containing 4 (gene stard4). Lineage: Eukaryota; Metazoa; Chordata; Actinopteri; Cypriniformes; Cyprinidae. Gene Ontology annotation, molecular function: cholesterol transfer activity; cholesterol binding. The record is from RefSeq and is a predicted model, not a curated record. Gene Ontology annotation, cellular component: endoplasmic reticulum; cytosol. Gene Ontology annotation, biological process: intracellular cholesterol transport; cholesterol transport involved in cholesterol storage; cholesterol import.
AAAUGAGAAAUCAACAGGCGAUGAAACGAUAGAAUCACCUUCAUCUGAGCGAAUAUUCGCCGACACGAUGUUUUCACACGUCAGUGCUGUCGAGCUGCGGGAAACUCUCGAAUCGUUUCACAGUCUGAAUGAAUCUCAGUGGAGCAUCGCGAAGAAAUCAAAGGAUGUGACUGUAUGGAGGAAACCUUCUCAUGAGUUCGGAGGAUUUCUAUAUAAAGCUGAAGGAACCGUAGCAGAGAAUCCACAGCGGAUCAUGGACUACAUCCGUCCCGGAGCCCGCAGACUGGAAUGGGACAGUAUGAUCACUUCACUGGAGAUCCUGCAAACACUAGACCAGGGCUGUUGUGUUGUGAAAUACACCACCUCAGGGCAGCUGUGGAACAUCAUCUCUCCUCGAGAGUUUGUGGAUUUCUCCUGCACCAGCGAGUAUCAGCGCGGCCUGCUGUCCUGCGGUGUGAGCGUGGAUCAUGACGAGCAGAAAGCAGGGGUGGUUCGAGGAUUCAAUCACCCGUGUGGCUGGUUCUGUGUGCCGGCGCAGGACUCGGAGAUAAGUGUACUGACCGGAUACAUCCAGACGGACCUGAGGGGAAUGCUGCCGCAGACGGCGGUGGACACAGCUAUGGCCAGCGGUCUGGUCAACUUCUACAGUGACCUGAGACAAGCUCUGAAGAUCUGAUGAACUCUAACAAGCCUCACCUUUGCUGAUCCUCCCAUACACGUGAUUUUGUAAAUAAUCGUAACCACAGCACAUUCGUUUAUUAUUGCAUGAUUUGUUUUGUUUUUGGUUUAAUGUGAUUAAAACCAGUGUAACUGUUUUUCAUAAAAUGAUGUAAAAUUGUAAACAUUAUUUUUUAAAAAUCUUAUAAAUUUCUCUUAUUCUUUAUCAUUAUUUCUCUCUCUUUAGGUGACACAAAAAUCAGCUUAGUAUUUACAUAUAGAUGUAACUGUUAGACUGAUGUAUUUGUGUUUAUUGUCCUCAUAUGGAUGAAAUAUUCAUAAGUUACAGCAUAAACGAACUGAGGGCUUUAUUCUUAUUAAAUUAAGACACAGUAGGAACAGGGUCUGUGCUUUAAUGGCUGAAACUAUUUGUCAUUUUUAAUUCAUUAUUAUGAGGCAGUGACGUGAGCAACAUCGCAAUACAAAGCUCCAGAAUUCCUUGUCAAAGAGUUUUUUUCUCAAAUGUUGACUGAAACGCUGAUGUUCUGAUGAAUUUUGUAAAAUCACUCCAUCAUCGAGGAAUAAAGCGUGUGAAUUUCAGGUGCUGCA